This is a messenger RNA of Astyanax mexicanus (Mexican tetra), 7476 nucleotides long. RefSeq names its product laminin, beta 4 (gene lamb4). NCBI's taxonomy places the organism in Eukaryota, Metazoa, Chordata, Actinopteri, Characiformes, Acestrorhamphidae. Bases 303 to 5792 code for a protein of 1829 amino acids. The transcript has 36 exons. Gene Ontology annotation, biological process: cell migration; basement membrane assembly; substrate adhesion-dependent cell spreading. The record is from RefSeq and is a predicted model, not a curated record. Gene Ontology annotation, cellular component: laminin trimer.
CACUCACCUACUCUCUGGUGUUCAGGUGUGUCUUUACAUGCUUCACCUUUCACAGUCAUUACUCCACAAUCCAUUUGCUGCCCGCUACACCUACACACUGGGGAGAGAGAGAGAUCACCAAAGUCCUGCUAGAACUUUUUUUCAGCAAAGAAGUCUUUAUUUUACUUUAUUUCAAAGCAGCAACUUUUUUCUUUCUUCAUUUUUUUUUAUUUAGAACGGAAGUGACCAUGAUCAGAAGCCUCCAGUUGUAAGGAACAUAUACCUCCACAUCAUCUGCAAAGGUUUUUGGAGCUGGGACAGCAAUGGCCCAAGAGGACAUAUCUACACUGCUGCUUCUCAUGUUGCUGGUUCCUGUCCAGCUUCAGGACAACUGUAAUGGGGGUUCGUGCCACCCCAACCUGGGUGAUCUUAUGGUGGGCCGUGCUGCCCAGCUGUCAGCCACAUCCACCUGUGGUAUGAAUGGUCCUCAGAACUACUGCAUUCUGGGAUAUCUGGAGGAUGAACAGAAGUGCUUCAACUGUGACUCUAGGAGCCCCUACGAUCGACACAACAACCACCACAGCCACCGAAUAGAAAACAUCAUCACUACUUUCGAACCUGAACGUAAGAUGAAGUGGUGGCAGUCUGAGAACGGUGUGCAGCGAGUCAGCAUUCGCCUGGACCUCAAGACUGUGUUUCAGUUCAGCCAUUUAGUCCUGACCUUCAAGAGCUUUCGACCAGCUGCAAUGCUGGUGGAGAGGUCUAAAGAUUUUGGACGAACUUGGAAGGUGUUUCGAUACUUCUCUGCAGACUGCGCUAACGACUUCCCCGGGGUUUCACAAGGCCCAGCAGAGAGCAUCGACGACCUCAUCUGCGACAGCCGCUACUCCGGAUCUGAACCCUCCACUGAUGGAGAGGUGGUGUUAAAAGCUUUGGACCCCAACUUUCACAUCUAUGAUCCAUAUGAUCCUACCAUUCAAGACCUCAUCACCAUGACUAACCUUCGGCUGAACUUCACACGUCUAUUCACGCUGGGAGAUAACUUGCUGGUGCGGCGGAGGAGGAACCCUCAGGAUAAGUACUACUACGCUCUCUAUGAAAUGGUGGUCAGGGGGAGCUGCUUCUGCAAUGGCCAUGCCAGCCAGUGCAUGCCAGUUUACAGCACGCGUGGAGAUACCUUCACUGAGCCUGACAUGGUUCACGGGCGCUGUGUGUGUCAACACAACACCAUUGGGGACAAUUGCGAGAAGUGCCAGGACUUUUACAAUGAUGCCCCCUGGAGGCCAGCUGGAAACAGUGACCCACAUGUCUGCAAAAAGUGUAACUGCAACGGUCACUCAGAGCGGUGUCAUUUUGACCUAAACCGUUACAUGGCCACUGGACAGGUCAGUGGUGGGGUGUGUGAGGACUGCAGAAACAACCGCAUUGGAGCUCAGUGUGAGCAGUGUCAGCCAGGCUACUACAGAGACCCUCAGCGCCCUAUAGAAGAUCCAGCAGCCUGCAUACCAUGCGCCUGUCACUCAGCAGGGUCUGUGGAUGGUGGUCUGUGUGAUCCAGUGAGUGGCCGCUGUGUUUGCAAGCAGAAUGUAGAGGGUGAACGCUGUGACCGAUGCAUAUCAGGCUUCUUUGGUCUCAGUCAGGGAGAUAACAGUGGCUGUCAGAGAUGUAGGUGCAACUCCUUGGGCAGCAAGAGCACUUCCCCAUGUGACCAGACAACAGGCCAGUGCAUCUGUGAAGACUUUGCCCAUGGACCAGAGUGUGAUCAGUGUGUGGCAGGAUAUUGGGGUUUAGGAAAUACAGUAUAUGGCUGCUUACCUUGUGACUGUGAUGUUGGAGGAGCUUUCAGCACUGUGUGCUUGUCAGUAAGUGGGCAGUGUCAGUGCAGAGCUAAUAUGAUUGGACUCAGCUGCAGCGAGCCUGCACCUGGUUACUUUCUGGCACCUCUCGACUUCUAUCUGUAUGAGGCUGAAAACGCUGCUCCUCUCGAAACCAAGUGCUCCUAUUACCUGGUGUGGCCCACCACUCCCCCUGUACCACACACAGCUCCCACAGCAUCCAGGCCUACUCCACGUCCGUACUGCAGCCCAGGAACCCCAGCUCAUAAACCUCCUCCUACCCCUUACCCAACUAUUCACUUUGAGACACCAUCUCCAGCACCCCCCACAGAACCCCCCACUCUGCCCAGAUGUGAGCAAUACUUCAGGAGCAGGGGAUAUGAGUUCACGCUAAGCGAUGGGAAGUUUGUGGUGGUGAAGCGCGAAAGGAGACAGAGUCGAAAGAGAAGACAAAGCCAGAGGACCAUUUCCCUGCAGCCUGGAUCUUCCCAUCAGAUCAUAUUUCGACCACAUACUCCAGAUGUAACUGUGACUUGGACUGGACCAGGAUUUGUGCGAGUUCAAAAUGGAGCAGGCCUCAGAUUUGCUGUCACCAAUAUCCCAUUAAAUCUUAACUACCAUUUCGUUAUUCGCUACGAGGCAGAGUCCACAGAUGACUGGACAGCUACUGUGAAAGUCGUACCUUUAGGACUUUAUGAUGAAAAUUGCCCGUACGACUCGUCUGAGAAAACAGUCACGCUUCUCAGCACACGGAGGGCAGCCACUUUGGAUACUCCAGUGUGCCUCAGCUCCGGCGUGCGGUAUUACGUGGAUAUCACUUUUGAGAGACAAUCCACUCCAGAUCCGUACUGCAGAUCCCACAUUCUGAUUGAUUCCAUGGGACUUAUUCCAAAGAUUGAGUCUCUUCCAAAUUUCUGCUCUGAGCGAGCUCUGGCUGAGUAUCAGCAGUACCAGUGUGUGGAGCUGGUAGAACGUGCAGGAGAACACACCCUGCCAGAGGUGUGCGAACAACUGGUUUCCAGCAUGUCGGCCUAUAUACAUAAUGGUGCAAUUGCUUGCAAAUGUAAUCCCGAAGGGUCCUUUAGCUCCUCUUGCAGUAAAUUUGGAGGACAGUGUGACUGCAAACCCAAUGUGAUUGGCCGCUGCUGUGACACCUGUGCCCCCUUGACGUAUGGGUUUGGGCCAAAUGGCUGCUCAGCAUGUAACUGUGAGCCUUCAGGCUCCAAAGCAGAGGUAUGUGACCACAGGACCGGACAGUGCCCUUGUCGUAAUGAAGUCACGGGCCAGCGUUGUGACCGGUGCCUGCCUGGAUACUUCGGUUUUCCAAACUGUAAACGCUGUCAGUGCAAUGGACUGGCUGACCUCUGUGACCCUGUUACUGGAUUGUGUCUGAAUUGUAAGGAACAUUCAACUGGACCCCACUGUGAAAGGUGUGUUGAGGGGUACUUUGGGGACCCUGUCUCAAGGGAGACCUGUCUGCCAUGCCGGUGUCCGGACGUAAAGGGCAGUGGGCGGUUCUUCGCCCGCUCCUGCACCAAGGACCCAAAUGCUUUAGUCCCGACUUGCGAAUGCGAGGAAGGGCAUCAAGGUUUCCAGUGUGAUUCAUGUGCUCCGGGUUAUUAUGGUAACUUGUUGUUGCCGGGAGCGAGGUGCACGGAGUGUCCCUGCAACAAUAACAUUGACCCUGGUGAUGGCGAGGCGUGUGACGCUGUGAGCGGAGAGUGUCUCCACUGCUUACACAAUACUCACGGGCCCAACUGUCAGACUUGCAAACCUGGUUACUAUGGCAACGCCCUACUCCAGGACUGCCGAGAGUGUACCUGUGAUCGUCUGGGGGCGGAGUUGACUAGGUGCCCGCCGGAUGGGCCGUGUUUCUGUGAUGCUGUGACUGGGCAGUGCCCGUGCCGCACUGGUGUGGUGGGAGUGCUGUGUGAUCAGUGUGAGGACGGGUACUGGAACCUGCACUCAGGCUGUGUGCCCUGUAACUGUAACUCACAGCACUCUCUCAGCAAACUGUGUGACAAGAUUACAGGCCAGUGUUCCUGUGAGAGAGAAUACGGUGGCAAGCAGUGUGACCAAUGUGCAGAGAAUCACUUUGGAAACCCAGACAUUCAAUGCAUAUCCUGUGACUGUAACAUGGAGGGCACCGUCUUCCCCGGUUGUGAUCCGUACACUGGUGAGUGUAUGUGUCGGCCUGGAGUGAGCGGUAUUUUCUGUGAUGAGUGUUCUCCAGGGCAUAACCCAGCCUUCCCUGCCUGCGAGCCCUGCCAUGCCUGUUCCUUACUCUGGGAAAAAAAGGUUACUGACAUCACUAAGGCGGUUGCAGAGAUGGCUUCUUUACCUCGUCCACCUAAUGUUAACGACGUACGGCUCCAGAAAUGGAUGCAAGAAUUGGAGGAGAAACUGAACAACCUGGUCAACAUGCUUGGCCGUGAUCAGAAUGAGCUGGGUGCCAUAGAGAAGCUCAUGAAUCUUAUCAGAAACAUGAUAGAAACCAUAGAUCCACACACUAUCAUUAUUGAUCCAUCUCAACUGCUGAACAAUGAAAUUGGUAACAUUCAUCAAGAGUUCAAGAGGCUACUGGAGGGCUUGAAGAGAAAACUGGAAGAUGGCCCGAAACUAGAUCUAAAAGCACUGAAUGGCACCCUGGAGAAGAUCAGAAAGCUCCAUGCUGACUUCAUGAAAGAUGAAGAGAAGGUGAAAGAGGCUAAAGGCAUUUUGGACGCCUCCAGGCAGAUCCGGCAGGACACUAAGGAAGAGCUGGCCAAAUGCCAGCGGAGGCCUUUAGACAUACUGGAGAAGAAGGUCAAAGCACUCAGUGUGGCCGGACUGAAUGAGGAGAUCUGUGGAGCUCCAGGUGAUGUAGAGUGUGAGAAGGCGAAGUGUGGAGGUGCUCUGUGUGGGACGUGUGGUGGGCCGUCUUGUACAGGCAGUUCUCCUCUCAGUAAAGAUGCCCUGGACACAGCAGAGAGAACUGAGAGAGGCAUCCGAGACCUGCUCCGAAACCUCACAGAGGCAGAUACAAAGAUGAACAAAGUCAAAAAUGUAACUGAAAGCGUUAAAGACAAAGCACAGGAAAUGAUGAACAAAAUCACCAACAGUAAGAACAUAUUUGAAAAGGAGAAGAAAAGCACUAAGGACCUGAUUAUCCGGGUCAGGGAAUACUUGACAGAGGACUCAAUGGAACCUGAUGACAUUGACACGUUGGCCUCUGCUGUGUUGGCUAUAAAGCUGCCCAGCUCACCAGAUGAGAUCAAGAAGAUGAUCCAGGAGAUCCAGAACAUCCUGGGGAAUAUGACAGAUUUUAAGGAGAAUUUGAAACCCUUGCUGGAACAAACUGAAGUAGCUAAAAAUAUAACACAGCAGGCUGAGGAAAUCCUGAACAAAACUAAGCAGAUGAAUGUCAGUGAGAUCGAGCAGAAUCUGAGGGAUACUGUCAAGCUUCACGGCAAGAUCCAGAAAGACCUAAACAAGUCUGAAGACAACAUGAAUGUUACCACUGAUAAACUGAACCAGAGCACAUCUAAACUCAAGAAUGCUGAAGAUAAUUUGAAGACGACGCAGACCAAACAACUACGAGACAAAAUUGAGGCUUUGAAAAAUAAAACUGAAAUGAAUCAGGUUCAGGCUGUGGAGGCAAAAGCUGCUGCUGAUGCAGCGUUAGCCAAUGCCACAGACGCUAACAAGGAUCUUCAAAAAGUAAUAGAACAGUUUAAAAACCUGACAGAGAAAAACCAAACUCAAAGCAAUAAUGGUGAAGCCAAUGAGCGCCUGAACAGAAUAAAGAUGGAAGCAGAAAAAAUGGCAAAAGACAUAGAGAAUAAACUCAAACAAAUUGAAGAUCUAGAGAAAAGAAUUCUGGACGCUGCACGAAAUAAAGAGGAGAAAAUGGCCGAGUUAGAGUUUCUCCAGAGGGAGGCAGAAGCAUUGGGGAAAUUCAUUGAUCAAGUAGUGCUGAAAUAUUUGUAUUGCACUUAGGUCCACAGCACCCUGCCUUAUAACUAAAGGCAAUGCCGUGUGCCUCUGCUGAAAGGUCAUGGUACAUUUAAAGCACUGGAAUAUGCUGCUGUUACUGGACUACGGCUAAUUGUUUCCUGUUUUUUUUGUUUUUUUUUUUGCCUGAAUUGAACCAGUACCAGAAAUGUUUGUUUGGGUGUUAUUUGAUUUAGACUAGAAUAAGCUGAGGAUGUAUGUUUAUGUUUUAUGACACGAGGAUUAUAUGUAAUUGUGGUUAAAUGGCUAAACUAAAAACAUUUAUAUUAUUUUGUGCUAUAGAUUUUACAGAUAUGUCAAACCAAUAUUUUUUUUACAAGUUAAUUGUCUGAGUAGUUGUAGCAUUAUGCUAACAUUAAUGCAGCGUUAUGUAAAAAAUGGCAUUUUGUGGUCCUGGGCUCUACCUACAGUCAGGAUGUGGGAUUAUCACUUUGCUCCAGAGACUGUAAAAAAGAUGGAUGCCGUGUCACGUUCCCCUUCAUUCAAUGAAAAUGAAGCCAAAAUCUUCUGCCUGUUGGCAUGUUGGCGAUUCUGAUACCCGAGUCUGCGCAGUAGAGACCAGAGGAGGGAGAAAGACUGUGGAGAGACAACCUACUCAUUUGAAUAAACCCGCCCCUGAGGGCUGCCUCCACAGAGCUACACAGUCUAUGGUCCCACCCAUACAGUCAUUGGCCCCACCUAUACUAGGUGUAACCAAGCCCUUUUACAAUGACCACACCUUUUUAUGUAGAGCUGAAUAAUGUUUUAAAAAAACAAAUUCUGUGGGGAUAUAAAAGCAGAGGUUACUCUAGUUGUUGCAUUUAAAUAAUGGAGGUAGAAUUACAGUAUAUUGUAAAAAAAAAAACGUGAUUUUGCCAUUGAAACCUAUGGGGAUGGGUGGGGUUAAACAGUUUUAUGCAACCGAACAGGACACAGUAAACACAGUAGAGUAAAUUUACAGGAUUUUACACAAUUUUAUAUGGUUACAUGACAUUACAAGUUCUUACAAGUUAUUUCCCCUCGCUUUACCAAAGUCUCCAAACAUAGUGGCGCUGCUCUGCCUGUUAUGGGAUAUUGGACCAUCAUUUAAAUACUCUAAAAGCAAAUUAAUACACUAGGAGAUAGUACGCAGUAAAUUUCAUAUCAUGCAAAGACAGUAUUACCCAUGUUUUAUUGGUGCUUCUUCUUACUUGUUCAAAUGUUUCUAGUAUUGUAUCAUAUUAUGGAUAUUUGUAAGCAUUCAACCUUUGAAAUCAUGAAUAAGGAGAAGCAAUUGUCAUUGUUAUCUGUGCAGCUGUGGACUCAGAUUUCCUGUAAACAGUUGUAGCCAGCCAGGCUGCAAAUGUAACAAGAUUAAACUAACAGUCAGGAUUGUAUUGGAUGCCUGCUGCUUUUGGAAUGUGCUCAGUUGUCUCUAGUUGAAGCUGGAGGGCAAACCCAUCACAGUCUUUUGUGCUUUAGGGUGUCAGCGCCAUUCCUGGUGCUAUUGACUUGCAAAAAGAUGAUGUUCUUUCAUUCCACUUAAUCACUUUUUAUUGAUCUUUGUCUAUUUCAUUUAACACAGGCAUUAAGCUUACUCUUGUGUUACAUAUUUGUUUGAGUGAUAAAAAAAUGAAUGAAAAUGUUGCUAUGCUAUUUAGAUGGUGUAUUAUUUUAUUAAUGUAAUAAACAAAGAUUUAUGAGCAUUAAA